Molecule: messenger RNA, 1142 nt
Organism: Gadus morhua (Atlantic cod)
Lineage: Eukaryota; Metazoa; Chordata; Actinopteri; Gadiformes; Gadidae
Product: torsin-1A
Exons: 5
Coding region: 151-1119 (322 amino acids)
Biological process (GO): protein localization to nucleus; nuclear membrane organization
Cellular component (GO): nuclear envelope; endoplasmic reticulum lumen
Molecular function (GO): ATP hydrolysis activity; ATP binding; kinesin binding
Source: RefSeq, a predicted model, not a curated record
UUCAGUGCGUACUGGUAGACCAUCUGGACUGGUUUGAAAAGUCAACGCACCUUUUUGCUCCGACACGGACAAGAGUUAAACUAAUGUGUUCUGGUAGGUAGUUCGAGAUUAGAAACUUUGCUUCCACGUCACAUCCCUAUCAUAUGUAAAAUGAAUUCCAGAAACAGAAAGCAUCUCGUAGUACUUUUGUUGUUGUUAGUGUGCACUGGCAGGACCGAUGCCUUUUUUAGGACUUUCAAAGAUUGGUAUGACAAAUUAACACCAUCCAACGAAGAAUGUACCAAGGAUUGGAUUUCCUUUGACGGUAAAGGAGUAGGAAAAGGUUUGAAGGCUGACCUGCAAAGCAGACUCUUUGGUCAACACAUAGCUGCAGAGGUCAUCAUGAAAGCUGUGGAUGGAUUAAUGAACAAUGACAACCCCAAGAAGCCUAUGGUCCUCUCUUUCCAUGGGAGAUCUGGGACAGGGAAGAAUUUGGCCUGUGAGCAGAUUGUAAAAAACAUCUACAAGGAGGGAAUGGACAGCCGCUUUGUCCAUUUCUUUAACGCUGCAAUACAUUUCCCACACAUCUCUGAAGUUGAGACCUAUAAGUCUCAGUUACAGCAUUGGAUCAGAGGAAAUGUCACCAACUGUGCCCAUUCCAUGUUCAUCUUUGAUGAGAUGGACAAGAUGCAUGCUGGCGCAAUUGAUGGCAUAAAUCCAUUUAUGGACUACCAAUACAAGCUGGAUGGCGUGUCAUAUUCAAAAGCCAUCUUCAUCUUCCUCAGUAACAGUGGGAGUACAUUCAUCACACAGACCACUUUGGAUUCCUUGAAAGCAGGAAAAGAGAGAGAGAAACUCAAGCUGAAGGAUAUGGAGACUGCCCUUUCCCUUUCUACCCCUUUGUUCAUAUAUCGUGGGGUGAGUAACGUGGUGGACUACUUCAUCCCAUUCCUGCCCUUGGAAAGCCGGCACAUUGUCCAGUGUAUUAUGGUCAAGAUGAAAAACAUGGGCCUCAAACCAGAACAUGAGAAGGCCUGUGAAUUGGCAGACGAAAUCGUAAACUAUUUUCCUAAGGAUGAGAAAUUAUUUUCUUCCCCGGGUUGCAAGACGAUUGCCAGCCGACUGAGAUUCUACAUGUAAUCAAACAAGUGGUGGGGUCAGAU